AUGGACAAAUCUCGCAAGUCUCUGCCCGGAUUCGCCAUCUCACCCACCGACGAUGAGCACUGCCAAGAGGCGGGCUUCUUUGUGGACAGCCAACCGAUGGGCAGCACUUUGUCAGGGACUUUUGGCGGUCGGCAACUCGGCAAAACCUGUCGUCAACCGGUCUCGUCUCCGCCCACGUUGCGUUCUCAAAAGCAGCGGCACCGAGGGGAGGAGGAGCAGUUGUCGUUGAGCGGCAGUCCAAACGGAGGGGGAGCGUCAAGUCAUCAGUUGGACGACAGAACGGACGGACGAACAAGGCAGAAUGCCCGGACGGUACCGAUGCGAAACGGAGAGAAGCGAGGCAGCGCAGGCUCCGGUACCGGCGCAUCUGGAGGUGGGGCCCUAGCGACGACCGAGGCGGCUGUCUAUGCGGGUUGGUCGCGUCGUUCCAUGCUCUAG
Messenger RNA from Protopolystoma xenopodis, 438 nucleotides. NCBI's taxonomy places the organism in Eukaryota, Metazoa, Platyhelminthes, Monogenea, Polystomatidea, Polystomatidae. The record is from the annotation of a GenBank genome assembly.